AUGGUUGGUUUUCAUGUGGUUGUGAAAUUUCCCUCCAAUAGAAGAAAAUCAAGACACUCCCAAUUCAUUAGGUCUAAAAGAAACUUUUGUGCUUUGGGGUCAAAAUGCUCUUCACUGCUCUCUAGCAAGACAGAGGAGGCUUUCUCAAAAUGUAGCACGAGAACUAGUGAACCUGAGAUGAAACGAGUAAUCAGUUUUCUGCUUGAAGAAGCAUCAAGUUGCAUUAAAGAGUGGAGCCAGUUACAUUUCAUGAAAGUAGCUGGUUUGCUGGCAUGCACUUUCAUGAUCAUGCCAUCAGCCAAUGCCACCGAUGCUCUCAAAACUUGUGCCUGCUUACUUAAGGAAUGCAGGGUAGAACUUGCAAAGUGUAUUGGAAACCCAUCAUGUGCUGCCAAUAUUGCUUGUCUGCAAACUUGCAAUAAUCGACCUGAUGAGACUGAAUGCCAGAUUAAAUGUGGGGACCUGUUUGAAAACAGUGUCGUAGAUGAAUUUAAUGAAUGUGCAGUGUCGCGAAAGAAGUGUGUACCCAAGAAAUCUGAUGUGGGAGAAUUUCCCAUCCCAGAUCCGGCUGUUCUUGUUAAAAGCUUUGAUAUUGAAAAAUUUAAUGGAAAGUGGUUCAUUACAAGUGGCUUGAAUCCUACCUUUGAUGUAUUUGAUUGCCAGUUGCAUGAAUUCCAUACAGAAUCCAGCAAACUUGUGGGGAAUUUGUCUUGGAGAAUACGAACCCCGGAUGGUGGCUUUUUCACUAGAUCAGCUGUGCAGAAAUUCGUGCAAGACCCAAAUCAGCCUGGAAUACUUUACAAUCAUGACAAUGACUAUCUUCACUAUCAAGAUGACUGGUAUAUUCUAUCGUCCAAGAUGGAGAAUAAACCGGAUGACUACAUAUUUGUGUACUACCGUGGAAGGAAUGAUGCAUGGGAUGGCUACGGCGGUGCUGUGAUAUACACAAGGAGUUCAGUUUUGCCAGCAAGCAUUGUUCCUGACCUUGAAAAAGCAGCUGCAAGUGUGGGAAGGGACUUUAGCAAGUUUAUCAGAACAGAUAAUACUUGUGGCCCUGAGCCUCCUCUUGUAGAGAGGUUGGAGAAGACACUUGAAGAAGGGGAAAAGAACAUUAUAGAGGAAGUUAAACAGAUAGAAGGGGAAGUUGAGAAGGUUGAACAGACUGAGUUGACAUUGUUGCAAAAGUUAGCUGAAGGGUUUAACGUGCUUAAACAAGAUGAGGAGAAUUUCUUGAGAGGGCUUAGCAAAGAAGAGAUGGAUAUAUUGAGCGAGCUAAAAAUGGAAGCAGGUGAAGUAGAAAAGCUUUUUGGACAAACACUUCCACUUAGGAAGCUAAGAUAG
Messenger RNA from Prunus armeniaca (apricot), 1341 nucleotides. Lineage: Eukaryota; Viridiplantae; Streptophyta; Magnoliopsida; Rosales; Rosaceae. The record is from the annotation of a GenBank genome assembly.